UUGAAAUGCAAUAGGCAAAGAGAGAGAGUGCCAUCACACUUGAAUUAUAGUCAUUCUGUUUGUCUGUUACUGCUGAAGACAUCUGAUAAGUCUCUGCACCUCUGAGGAAGGAAAACAAGCAGGAUCUUGAAGAACAAGGAGCAGAAAACCAGCAGAGGAACGGUUCCUUCACUUCAGAAGAACCCAAGACUGCAAUCUGGAUCUGGUAUGAGACAAAUCAGAAGGGACGCUGAGUUGAAGUGCUGGAAGAGAGCGUCCCCUUGCUUGUGAGGGAAGAACAGAAGUGCCCAUAUUGUUGGAGAGGACGUCUAUGGUCCAGAGAUUCAGACCAUGAAGGGCUUGGAGCUGUUGUUGUUGCCUCUUCUGUUUAUUCUGAAAGAUGUAAGUGCUCAGUGGAAUGUGUGGAUGCCAAGAGACAUUUCAGCCAUGACAAACUCCUGUGUGGUUAUACCCUGCUCAUUCACUUACCCCCCUGGUGUCAGGCCUUACAGGGGAGUGCAUGGGAUCUGGUACUUUGGCCAGCCUUUCCCCCAGCUUUUCCCCCCAGUGGUGUUUAAGUCCCGCACAGAUAUAGUUCACGAAAGUUACAACGGACGGACCAAGCUUUUGGGUGACCUGACACAGAAGAACUGCACACUGCUGAUAAAAAACGUUGGAGCAGAACAUUCCGGGAGGUAUUACUUUCGUGCAGACCUGGGCGGAGCAAACAUCUACACUUAUCCUGACUUCACACAUCUCCAGGUGUUAGACCAGCCAAACAUCGAUGUUCCAGAAGAGAUCUUCAGCGACCAGAGUCUGGACUUGACCUGCUACGUCCCAGACAACUGUCCAGACAUGAUCCCAGAGAUCCACUGGAUGUACACAGACUACCUGCCUGAUCCCUUUUUCACCCCGGAUGGUAUCGCAGAAAGCAUCAGCCCUGUACACUCCAUCACCCUCACUUUUACACCCAGGCCCAUGCACAAUGGUCAGCAGCUGGGCUGUCGGGUCCACUACCCAAAUACUACCUUUGUCUACGAACGCCUCAUAUCACUAGAUGUCAAGUACGCCCCCCGAACGGUCUGGGUUAAUGUGUCUCAAGAGCAGAUGGAGGGAAGCUCUGUGGUUCUGCACUGUGAUGUGGACAGUAAUCCAAUUCCCACGAUAACAUGGUUCUUUGGAAAUAAAGAGCUGACGUCGGUUAUUGCAUCCAAUGCUUCACUGUUUCUGGAGAAUCUCGCUCCUGAAGAUCAAGGCAUCUACACAUGCGCUGGUGAUAACGGCAUUGGGAUUAUGAACACAUCCAUGUAUCUGGCCGUAAACUAUCCUCCACGGGAGCCAUGGAUCAACGAAUCCAUCACAGUGUUGGAGGGAUCUUCCUUUAGCCUGCAAUGCAUCAGUAAGGCUAACCCAACGCCCACGCUGACCUGGCUGAAGAAUGGAGAGCUGGUGGGCACCAUAACAGCACAGGAGGAGGGGUCUACACUGGAGAUCCAUGAGAUCGAGCCGCAAGCCGACGGAGUUUACCGCUGCCUAGCUGAGAAUGAACACGGCCGAGCGAGCAGCUCGCUUAACGUUACUGUAGAAUUUGCCCCGGUCCUCCUCCAGGACUCCAAGUGCACUAUAGUUCGUGAGGGCGUUCAGUGCAUAUGCAUCGCCUCUGGAAACCCAGAGCCUACUAUUGAAUUCUUUCUGCCUGACCUUAAUAUCACCAUCAACGGGUCCAACAAUCGCUUCCAAUUCUUCGCACAGUCAGACCACUACACUACCACAGGCAUCAUCAAGCUGCGGGACAAAGGCGAACGGGGGAACAACGGUGACACGGCCGUCCACGUGCACUGCAGCAUCAGCAACAUUUACGGAUCUGACAGCUUCCGCUUGGAACUGCAGCAGGAAAAAAAAUACAUUAUGGCAGUCAUAGUGGGGACUAUUGGAGGAGUGGCGGUCAUCGCCUUCAUCAUCGCGGCUGUGAGAUACGUGGGCCAUAACAAUAAAAAAGAGAAUGGUAACCCUGGGCAGGACGUGGGAUCUAAACUGGAGAAUCCCGCAAUGUUCUACAGCGCAGUCAAGAAGGACAAACAGAGUCUGAGGAAAAAAGUGCUUAAGACUGAGCUCCUGGGCUCAAAGUUUAACUCCAUCCUAGAGGAAGGCACGGGAGACGACAGUGAUUACCAAUCUGUUGGCCCGAUUGGAGGCAUGGAGAGGCAAGAGCUGAAUUACGCCGCCAUUGAAUUUCUUCACGGUCGACACCGGGAGGGAGGCUUCAGGAGGGCUGACGGUGACGGCAGUGACUACACUGAGAUUAAGACUAAAUGAACCGCGAUUCUUCCCUGAUGCCUCGACCAAACGGGACACAGUGGCCACUAGGGCCCAAUCAUUGGACACAUCCAUUAAGACGUUCAUACGAAAAUAACAUUCAGUUAUCAUUGACUCAUUGUCACAUCUUUGAGUUUCUUUCUAGUCUGUAGAACACUAAAGUAGUCAUAGUUGAGUUUACGUAAUGCAUUUUUCAAUACAAAUGGCUCUUACAAAUGACCGCGGCUCUUAAAGGGCACCAGGACUAAAAUAAAGAAAGUUUUGUCUACGAAAGACUUUAAGUACGGAGAAGUUUUCAAAAAGUAAAUGAUGACAGAAUUCUCUUAUAAUUUUGAAUGGCAUUUUCUUUUAGAGAAAGCUACAUUUUAGGUUUUUCCGCUGUAACCAUACCAGAAAUAAUUGUUCUUGGAAAGAGAGCAUUGAAUUCAACUACUGCAUCUCACGAAACAAGCAAGGUCUUGUUUCUCAAACGUUUCGAGCUUCUCCAGAACACAAAGUUUGGGAAUUGGUAUGGUUUGCAGGGGAGUCUUUGAACCUAGUGGUCUUUUUCACUGUGUCCGCUGUAAGUCGAUGCAUCAGGGAACGAGGUACCACGUGGGCCUCGAUCUCAAAGCACUAUACCCAUCUCUGGGUUUGUUUGGGGGGGAAUAACACUCUCUCGAAUGCAACAGUUGAUCUUUUGUCUACACACAAAAUAUUUGUCUGCAGAUACUUAUAUCCAGAAGAGCUUGUUAAAGGAAUAGUUCACCAGAAAUAAGUUCAGUCACUAUUUAUUCACCCCCCAACACAGAAAAAUAAAGGUUUGCAAUGACUUGAGGGUGAAGAAAUAAUGACGGGUUUUUGGGGUGAACUGUCACUUUUGUUGGAUUUCAGUGUAAGCUUAAAUUAAUACCUUUUUUAUUAUAUCUUUAUUUGUUUACGUUUAUAAAUGAAAACAGACCAGUAACUCGAUUCAAAACUGGUUUAUUGAACGGUUGCUGGAUUCCCCCUCCUUAAAGAAAACUUUUACUCUUCUGUUUAUUCAUAUUUGUAAGUUUUUUUAAUUCCUUUAUUUAUUUGAAUUCCUGUUCUGAAUACAAAGAGGAAUAAAAUGACUCUCUUAACAGCUCUGAACACACUGCAAUGCAGUUAAGCUGAGAAUAUAUAUAAGAAAUCAUACAGAAUAUUGAAAACACUGCAAGAUUGAUGGAUCACUGGAGCAGUUAUCCUUUAAAAAACAGAAAAUUGGCCAAAAAAUCCUUUGCAUAGCAGAACGAAACGUAGGAAGAUGAGACUAGCCAAGGUGCUUAAAAUAACUGUCAUGUUUUAUGUAAUCCUCCGGUAUGGGUUGUGUCAGUUUACUUAGAUGGUCCGUGUAUGCGAUCCGCCCUUGAAAUACAAUUUUAACUAACAGAUUAAUGAGUAAUUGUAUUAAAUAAAUCUUACAUUCAAACAGGCACUUUGAUGGGAUACCAGUGUAUGUAAAUACAUGAUAUAUAGUUCUGUAUUGUGAACCUCUGACUGCACAACAGGAACAUACAUUGUACUACAAUGGUGUAUAUUUUGCAGAAAAUCGAACACAAUGUGACAUGAUAUGUGCAUAUACAAUUAACUGAAGAUAUAUAGCCUACACAAAUGUUUUACCAGUUAUUUAUUUGUUAGCGAAGAUUCGGAAGUCAAACCUAAUUUUUCACUUUGAGUGUUGUAGAGGAUAUUUGUAUGUAUCUGACUGUGUGAUGGCAAUAAUAUCGAUCAAAAUAAUGUUGUUUUCUCAUUGACAUAAUAAUGCAGAAAUGAAUACAUUUUUAUUUAAAUAAGCUUUGUUCAUUCAUAUUAAUUUGUAAUUUGAUGUUCUUUGCUCUCUUUUUUGGUUAAUAAAAGUCUCCAGUCUCAAA
Triplophysa dalaica is the source of this 4169-nucleotide messenger RNA. It is a transcript of the gene mag, whose product is annotated as myelin associated glycoprotein. Lineage: Eukaryota; Metazoa; Chordata; Actinopteri; Cypriniformes; Nemacheilidae. Bases 331 to 2295 code for a protein of 654 amino acids. The record is from RefSeq and is a predicted model, not a curated record. The transcript has 13 exons.